AAAAAAAUAUGCAUUUGUGUUGGGUUUUUUGUUGUUGAAUCGAAUUCACCAAAUUGCCCAAAUUCCAAGUGAAAAACGCGAAUUAAUGAAAAUAAUGAAAAUAUUUUGACUCCCGGCUCGUGAUCGCAUCGAACUUUAAAACGGGAUCGUUUGGAGGUUUUUGAAAUAUAAAUUAUGCACAAAUUUCGAAUACAGUCCAAAACGGUUUGAAAUUAAGCGACGAUCGCCAACUGGAAAUGGUCCUUCAACGCUAUUGCCCAUACUAAAAAGAAAAAAAAAGAAAAUAAUAAUUCAAUCGCGUGCAUCUCUUGUGUGUGCGAAAAAAUAAAUAAUGCAGCAAUCUAUUGAAAAAUUAAUCAAUCAAGAGAUCUAGUGCAAAAGGAAGAAGAAGAGAGAGAAAAAAAAGUAUCUCGAAAAUGUGCGAGUGAGAACGAGUAGAAAUUUAGCAAAGCAAAAGCAAAUCCAUAUAGAGCUCAAGCUCUAAACACGACGACGGGAUAUUCAUUCAAUGGGAGGAGCGCGCCCAUUUAAAAUUAUGCGCCUCCGCGACGGCAUUAGAGAAAUGCUCAAUAGAUCGUGAGUUCUCGAAACAUGGUACGCGACAGCAGCCGUAACAUUUGUUUUGGAAAAUUAGCCGAAACUACGCAGCAACAACAACAACAAAUCGCCGUGGAUAGUAGCAGCAGCAACAAAAACAACAACACCAACAACAACAACAACAAUAACAAUAACAACAACAACAACAAUAAUAACAAUAACAAUAGCCAGAAACUACGCGAUACAUUAAAAAGGUCUACAGAAGAACCACCGACAAACAGCUUCGAAAGGAACUACUACGAUCGCAGCCGCAUAGUCUACCAAGCCAGCAACGCAGCAGCAGCAGCAGUAGCCACAACUGCCAGCAGCAACAACAUCACUAACAGCACCAACAGCAACAACAGCAGCAGCGACAGAUCGCGCGCCCGAGAUCGUCUAUACAGGAAUGGUUCAGCAGCAGCCGCAGCAGCAGCAGCAGCAGUUGGUGCGUCAGCUACAAGCAGCAACACGACGACAACGACAGCAGCAACAGCAGCAGCUGCAGCGGGUGUGGGCGCGGUUGCGGUUGCAGGAGGAGGAGCAGUUGGUGGUGGUGGUCCAUUGCCGCCACAAGCGUUGGGUGAUCGCAGCAACAACAACAACAUUAACCAAAACACACGCGUACCGCAGUCAUGGUACGAAGCUGCUGCUACUGCGACAGCGCAUCUGAAAAGUCCUGGUGGCAGUGGCAAUGCCGGCGUCUCAGCAGCUGGCAGCAUAAUGAGCUCACCGAUCAAUCAUCAUCCACAUCAUCAUCACUACAACACAUCCGCCUCGUACUCAUCACCCGCCCACUCGCACUCGCAUGCGCAUACGCACACGAUAGCAGCGGCACCGGCGGCAGCAGCAGCAGCGGCGGCAUCCUCGACAACCGCCAUGCACCGCAGCGUUGCGUAUGCGGGCAGUGUUGCGGAUGAGGCAGCGGCGGCGGCGGCAACGGCAACAAGCCCCGCCGGCGUCAGCAAACUAAACAAGCUGCUCAAAACGGCAGCGGCUCGCUGUGGCUCUGAGUCGCCCUCAGGCGGUGCUGGUGCAGUGACAGGAGCAGCAGCAACAGCAGCAGCAGCGACGACAAGUACAAUCACAAACAAUAGUUUUAGUAGUAAUAGUUUAAAUAUAAUAAACACGGCCACUCCAACGAUGCCAAUUGCAACAGCUGCAGCAGCAACAACAGCUUCUAGUGGCAGCAGCAGCGGCAGCGGUGACAUUUUAAAUGUGGCCGCUGCCCUGGCCGCCGCCGUGGACAAUGGCAAUGCGGCGCAACAGGGCGUGGGCGGCGUCGGCGGCGGCGGACGUGCACCGCGUCAUCAUUUGCAUGGUCGGAGCACAACAUCGUCGAGUCGCUCGCAUUCACGUUCGCCGAGCAGCUACAGCAGCUCGCAUAGCUCAUCAUCGGCCUCAUCGCACUCAUCGUCGCAUUCGCACGCGUCCAGCCCGAUAUCGGGCAAUUGUGCCGAUGCACUCGUUGGAGUCGUUGGUGGCAUUAACGCUACAUCGUCGCAUCGCAGCUCACGCAGUCUGCAGUCCUGUGUGGCAGCUAGCAGCAACUCUUCAAAUCCCAGUGGCAAUGUCGUCAGCGGUGGUGGCUGUGGUUCGAGUAGUAGCAGCAGCAGCAGCUCCAGUAGCAGCAGCAGCUCCUGUUUGGCGGCCAAUCCGGUGGUGCAUUCCGAAGAUAAUCGGCCGUUGGCGAUACGCGUACGCAACCUGCCCGCACGUUCCUCGGACACAUCCCUUAAGGAUGGUCUCUUUCACGAGUACAAAAAGCACGGCAAGGUCACGUGGGUGAAGGUCGUGGGACAGAAUUCGGAGCGUUAUGCGCUCGUCUGCUUUAAAAAACCGGACGAUGUGGAGAAGGCUCUCGAAGUAUCCCAUGAUAAACAUUUCUUUGGCUGUAAAAUCGAGGUGGAACCGUAUCAGGGCUACGACGUAGAGGACAAUGAAUUUCGUCCCUACGAAGCCGAACUGGACGAAUACAAUCCGAAAGCGACACGAACCCUGUUCAUUGGCAACCUCGAGAAGGAUAUAACCGCCAGCGAGCUGCGCGUCCAUUUCGAAAGCUUUGGCGAGAUCAUCGAGAUUGAUAUCAAGAAGCAGGGACUGAAUGCCUAUGCCUUUUGUCAGUAUUCGGAUAUUGUGUCUGUGGUCAAGGCAAUGCGUAAAAUGGAUGGCGAGCAUUUGGGCAGCAAUCGCAUUAAUCUGGGCUUUGGCAAGUCCAUGCCCACGAAUUGUGUCUGGAUUGAUGGUGUCGGCGAGAAGGUCUCCGAAACCUUUCUGCAGUCACAGUUCACGCGCUUCGGCACCGUCACCAAGGUCAGCAUUGAUCGCACGCGACAAUUGGCUUUGGUGCUGUACGAUCAGGUGCAGAAUGCGCAGGCUGCUGUCAAGGAUAUGCGUGGCACCAUUAUGCGUGGACGUAAACUGCAGGUGGACUUUGCAUCGCGUGAAUGCCAGGAUGCCUUCUACGAGAAACAGGAGAAGCAGCAGCAGCAGCAAGGCUCCUCCUCCUCCCGCUUUAAUCGCUACGACUCAUCACAGUCACGUUCGCGCGCCUCCUCCUUCAGUCGACAUCAGAACUCGAACGAUGGCUGCUCGCCAGGCGGCAAUACGCCUGGUGGUGGUGUUGGUGGCGUCAGCGGCAGCAUCAGUAGUGCUGGCAACAGCAACAAUAGCACCGGCAGCAGCAGCAUCUCGGCGAGCAAUGCGAUGCCAGCGCCGAGCAUUGCAUCGGCAGUUGUGAGCAACGCUGGAGCAACAUCCGCAGCGUUACCCUCGGCGGUGGGCCCGAGUGCGAUGCCCAUGUCGCCAGCGGCGAUGGUCCAGGCGCGUAUGCGUAUGGCGCGCAAUGCGCGGCACACCAUUGACUUUGACUUCAACGAUGUGGGUCGACGGUUUCGCAACUUUGAACCGGGCAACAAUAACAACAACAACAACAAUAGUAACAGCGGCAACAGUCAGGCGCAGGACGAGGAUGCGGGCGUUGUUAUGCGCUCCGAUUCGCCUGUAAUUGCAAGACUCGGACCGGCUGUCAAUAGCAGCGGAAGUGGGAGUGGCAGCACCAACGCUGGCAACCCCAGCGAAAUGCUCGAGCUGACACUGAACAACAGCAACAGCGGCGGAAGCAGCAGCAACAGUCGCCGGCGUUGUGGUAAGACAAAUGUAGAUUUGCGCCAUCAUGUGCACAAUCAACGUUUUCAAUUGCCAGAACAACUCGAGGAGUGCCCGUCCAGUGGUGAUGAGGGCGUGGUCAGUCCGCGCAAGCGCAUCAAAAUGGAUUACCAUCAUCAUCAUCAUCAUUCCAAUGCCAGUGCGGUAAGUGAAACACACAUACACAAAAUAUGCAACAAGCCCAGUCCGCUGUCCAACUGUGAUGUCAUACACGAUCCGCUGAAUCGGAAGAGCGAAAUACGUCGCGUCUCGGAGGCGGGCAAAUUUUCAGCGGUCGCACCGCCGCCAAUGCCAAUGCAACACCACAGCAUGAUGGUCAGCUGCCGGCGGCCAUCGAUUGAUGUGGGCGCCCUCUCGGCGCUGUCCAACUCGUCGGCAUUUCGGCACGGCCUAGUCGGUGCGAGCAGCAUGGAUCAGCAGCAUCUAAUGAAUACGUCACUGGCGGCGAAGCGACGUCGUGUGACCGCUAGCACGCUGCAGCUAUCCCAGCCACAGCCGCUGCAACAGCAGCAAUCAGCCUCCACCUCCUGCAGCAAUCCCGCGAGCAACAGCGGUAGCGGCAACAGCGCUAGCCUGCCAACGCCUUCGCUGGCAGCGCCCACGCCCAAUGAUGACUAUCAUCAUCAUGCGUCGCGCGGACGCGGCCAUCAGCUACAUUCCCAUCAUUCGCACGAGGCCAGCGGCGGCGAGAGCGCCGAUGGCUCCAGGCCGGGCACGCCGCUCUGCGAUGAACGACCGGAGGUGCUGCCCACAGAGCCGCGUCGGCUGCCGCCGCCACGGGAACGGGCACGGGAGCGUGUGCGCGACAUUAUGUGGCUGCCGCUACCCAAAUUCGGUGUGAUGUUUUUUCAGCAGCAGCGCAGCGGAAGCGGUGGCACAGCCAGCGGAGUAUCCAGCUAUUUGCAGCAGCUGGCGACGACAACAACGGCGUUGCUUGCCAGUAACAACAACAACAACAACUCUAGUCUUAGCGGAGGCGCUGCUGGGAUGUUGUCUAGCGGCUCAUCAACGUCGGCGACUGCGUCCAGUUUAGGCUUUUUGCCCAGUCCCUCCUCGCGCUAUUGGCGUUCCUCAAAUCAUCAUCAUCACCAGCACCACCAUCACCAUCAGCAGCAACAGCAGCAGCAACAACAGCAGCAGCAACAACAGCAGCAGCAGCAACAACAGUUGCAACUGCAGCAAUCGUCAUCGUCAUCCUCAUCGAUUGGCCUGAUGGGCAGUCCGGCGCGUCCGCGCUCGCUGAGCUCCAACUCAAGCGAUUCGGAUGUUCCGAGCGGCCAGACGGGUGGCAGCCCAUCGCUGGAUGAACGACUGCGCAACUUUGAGGAGAACUACGAGCGCUGGUCUGGCGGCAGCAGCAACGCAAAUCCCGGCCAUGGCCAUAGUCACGCCAGCAGCAGCAGCCAGUCGAACACACCUUCCUGGCAGCUCUCCAUGCACGCGACGAACCUGGGCGGCCUGGGCUCGUCGCAUCAGGCGGGCUCCGGCAAUAGCAACAGCUCCAGCGGCACUGUCUCCAGUUCGACGAGCAAUUCGCGUCACAAAUUUCUGGACAUCGAUGAGCUGCAGCCCUCAGAUAUUGUCAAAUCCCUGCUGGCCAAGAAGUCCGUGUUCGACGAUGACUUUCAGCGACUCAAGAAGAAUCAAUGGUACGAGCCCGCCAGCACAGACUUUGCCACGGGCUCGACAACGUUGGCGAAUGCACGGCAUGGUGGACUCUGUAGUGGGAACACGUCGCCGGCGCUGCCGAAUUUGGCGGCCACCAAAACGACGCCCAUCAUUGGCAACUGUAGCAGCCUCCUUACCGGCAGCAGCAGCGGCAGCUGCAAGACAAGCGGCCUGCUGCAGCGCCUGAGCAGCUUGUCGCCCAUGAACUCGCCGCAGGCUUCGAUGUCGCCCUACAACAGCCCGUCGCCCUCGCCCUCUGUGGUGAAUACCAAUGUGGUCAGCGGUCUUGGGCAGCUGGCCAAGCCCAGCAGUGGCGCUACCAGCAGCAGCACAACAGCAGCUGCGACAGCUGUUAUUGGUGGAACGUCUAGCGGCAGCAGUGGUCCAACAAAGGGACUGCAAUAUCCAUUUCCCAGUCACCCGCCAUUGCCAAAUACUGCAGCACCACCGCCGGCGAUACAACCGGCGCCACCUCCACCACCAGAGUUUCCCAAAGCAAAGCCAACAGCGGCGUCCACAGGCAGUCAACAGCUCAGCAAGAGCCUCAGCGUGCCAGCGGCAGCCAAUGAGCCACGCUCCGUGCUUCAAAAGUCCGCCUCAGUGCCGGGCAGCACCAAUGUGGGCACUACUGGGAGCAGCAGCAACCUAUCCUCCAACGGUAACAGUUCCUCAACAACAACAACAACCACACACGUACAAAAACAAACACCAAACAGCUCGAUGGAUGAAGCGGAGGCCAAGGGCAACGCCAAGAGCUCAUCCGCCAACUCAACAACCGCCUCCUGCUCCACGUCCAAGAAGAGCAGCAGCAGCAGCGGCGACAAGUCGCAUGGCAGCAGCAAGCACAACAAUCGCUCCGAUGCGGAUAAAAAGUCGAAAAAGUCCUCUUCCUCAUCCUCCUCCUCCUCGAACACAACCACCUCCGAUAAGCGCAAGAACUCGGCAACAUCGCAGUCCUCGAAGUCGGCAACGCCCAAAGUGGAAGAUGAGUCCACCGAGUCGGAUGAACCUAUGGAGAAGCCCGACAAGGAGCAGCCGCGCCAGGAGCGCGACAAAGAGAAGGAAAAGUCGCAGCACAAGGAGCGACAGGAGCGAGAGAAACGCGAAAAGGAACUGCGCAAGCAACAGGAGCGUGAAGAAAAGGAACGCAAAGCGCAGGAGGAACGCGAGCGCGAAGACCGAAAGGCCAAAGAAGAGAAGGAAAAGGAAAAGGAAAGAGAUCGGGAGCGUGAACGCGAACGAGAGCGCGAGCGUAAGGCACAAGAAGAGCGUGAGCAAAAGGAGCGCGAAGAGCGUGAGAAGGAACAACGCGAAAAGGAGCAGUUGGAACAGGAGGCGCGGCAGGCGCGCAUGCGCGACAUGUCCGCCUACCACAAGAACAAAUCCGAUGCCAGCUCCGAAGCGAGCAGCUUCUACGCCCACAAUCCAGCCACGCCCAACGAAUGUGAGCGACAGAACAACAAAGAGAAUGCCGUUGCCACGGAUAUAACCACAACAACAGCAGCAGCCGCAGCAGCAGUCGCAGCAGCUUCAGGCAGCGCUUCCACUGAGAGCAGUAGCAAGGAUCGUUCCCGCAAAUCGUCACGCAAUUCCCCUGUGCCCAGUACGGGCCGCCAGCACAAGCGACGCCUCAGUUCGCAGGACAGCAAUCAUAGCAGCGGUUGCGCUGGCGCUGGCGGUGGACAAAAUCAUGAGGAUUAUGUGAAGCGUAUACGCAUGGAGAACACCAACCCGAGCCAAUCGCAGUCCCAAUCGCAAUCGCAAAGCAAUCAUCAGCGUCUCGGCGAUCGUCGCGAUUCCAAGGAGCACAAGAGCAGCAGCAGCAGCGGCGGCUGCAAGGACGAAAAGCUCAGCUCCUCCAAAUCGCACGGCAGCAGCAGCAGCAGCUCGAAGCAUCAUCGACGCGAAAAGCAUCACAGUAAGAGCGCCAGCAGCAGCAGCGAGGUGGUCAACAAUACCGAACUGGAUGGCAAACAGCAGCAACAGUUGCACACGCUCAAUACCAGCGAGGAGGAGCAGCAGCAGCCGGCCCAGUCGCAGCAACAACAACCACAUCCGCAGCAGCAGCAGCAGCAACGACAACCGUCGAUGCACAAGCAGCAGCGCGAGCAUCAUCACCAUGGCAGCUCGUCAUCGUCGUCGCGGCACAAGAGCAAGCGUGAACAUCAUCAUCAUCGCGAGAAGAAGCGGCACUCGGUGGCCGAGUCCACCAAUACGGACGAGGAGCCCACACACAAUCCGCACAGACGCAUCUCAGCGGCGGGCAGCUCCGCGGGCGAGCUUAGCUCGAACACAGCCAACACGAAUACCUCCAGCAGCAAGUUGCAUCAUCAUCAUCAUCAGCAACACGUGGAGCGGAAAUCAUCGCGUGGCUCAGACGAAGGAGGCGCUUCCUCGAAGAGCGCUUCUCAGCCGCGCAAAAUGAUGCUCAGCUCGGCGGACUCGGAUGACACAGAUGAUGCGUCCAAGAAGCAUUCCAUCUUUGAUAUACCCGACGAUUGCCCCAACGUCUCCAUGUAUGACAAGGUUAAGGCGCGCAGCUGCAAGAAUAUGCAACGCCAGGCCGAGGAGAAGAAGAUCAAGGCCAAGUUCUCGCAGCUUAAGCAAUCGCGAGCCAAAAAGAAGCGCUCCACCAGCUACGAUGGCGACAGCGACACUGAAUUCGAGGAUCGGCUGCAUCAUCGCCUCAGCGGGAGCAGCAGCUUCCAUGGACGCAAUCAUGGCGGCCUCAGCAGCAGCGACGAUGUCAACGACGAUGAGGAUAGGUAUCAUCGCAGCAAGCUGUCACAGAGUCGCAUAUUCUCCGAUUCGGAUGCCGAUGGCGAUGUGGAUGCAGAGGCAGCGGCAUUAAAUGCCAGUCGCAUGCGCCAGCAAAUGCAACAGAAUUUGCGUCGACUGUGCGAUGGCGACGAUAGCUCCGAGGAUGAGAUACGUCGCAAUGUGAUUGGCCACGGGGGCAAAAGAAAUUGCCACUCGACGCGCAUUGCCUCCGACUCGGAAUCGCAAUCGCAGCCAGCACCGGAGCUGAUCGGCAGCAGCAGCGUGGGCAGCGCCAGCAUCAAGCAGGAGCCGGACAUUAAGCAGGAACAGCUCUCGGACAGCGAAAUGCAAAAGUAUCCAAAGUCACGUAACGACUCGCACUCCUCCAACGAGGAGCGUAAACUGAAGACGGAAUUCAAGAAGGAGUACACCGAGUACUUCAACGCCUCCGGCUACACGGGCUUCGUGGGCGACAGUGCCGCCAAGCUCAAGGAGUUCUCCCCGGAAGCGCGCAAGAAGCACAAGAAGAGCAAGAAGCGCCUCAAGUCCUCGGCGGACGCCACCUCCACUGUUGUGGCCGCUGUCACCGCUGGCAGCACGGGCAGCGGAAGCAUCUUUGAUGUGGCUGAUUGCAAGCCCAAUAAAUUCGACAGCUUCGAUGAGCUUAAGACCGAGCAGCAGCAGCCGCAACAGGUAGUGAUCGCUCCCGCGUUGGAAGUUAAUGCCUCCGCGGUGGUGGUGGUGGCCAGCGAGCGGCGCAAACACAAGGAGCGCAAGGAGAAGAAGCGCGAGAAGCUGCGCAACUUGAGCGAGACGAACGCCGGCGGCUCUGUCGAGCAGCUUAGCGAGAAGCUGUCUAAAGAGGAGCGCCAUCGGCUGAAAAAGUCCAAGAAAUCCAAGAGUCUGGACGUAUCGGCUCGCCUGUACAAUGCAUCCAAUGCCUCCUCGCCACCGACGCCCAGCACACUGAGCACGCCGGCGCGUGAGUCUGCGAAGCGUAGCGAGGACAAAAUGGAGGACAUCUUUGGUAUUAUCUCCGACGAGGAGGAGGAAGAGGAGGAAUCCCAACUGACCGAUGAGCCGCCCGACACGGCCAAGGUGCAGCUUUCCACCACAGGACCCAUGGUGUCCGCCGCACUGCAGACCUACAAACAGGAAACACCUCUCUUAAGCCUCAACAUCAACAAAGAGCCGGCAACGCAGCAACUGCAGCUGCAGCAGGAGGAGCUCGAGCUGGAGCGCAGUGAACGCGAGCGACAUCGCAAAGAGAAACGCGAGAAGAAGCGACGCGAAAAGUCCGCACGCGAGCAACAGCAGCAUCAGCAGCAACAACAGCAGCAGCAGCAACAAAAUGCCAACAAGCUGGAUGACGACAACAGCGUGGACAUGGACGAGGCGGGACGUGCACUGGAGGCGCAGCUUAUGGAUGAUUUCGACAGCAAUAAGUUGCCCGAAGAUGCCACUCCCUCCACAGCCACCACCUAUCGCAGCGAUAUGACGGACGUGUUCCGUUUCUCCGACAACGAGGACAACAACUCCAUCGAGCAACAGCAGCAGCAUCUUCAGCUGCCGUCGCAGUCCAGCGAGAAGCAGCAGCAGGUGCUUGACUCCAAGGAAGCGGGGCACAAGAGCAAGGACAAGAAGAAAAAGAAGAAGCGCUCCAAGGAGGAGAAGCAAGAGAAGCUCGAUAAGCAACAACAGCAGCAACAGCAACAACAACAACAGUUGCAGCUGCGACGCGAGUCAACGACAGCAACAGCUGCUGGUCAGGCAGCCGGCGGCGGCGCUUCUUCGGUCAGCUCACUCACUAUCAAUGUGCAGGCAGCGUCAAAACACGCCGAGGAGCAACAAGAGAAGGAAUCGAAGCGCAGUUCGCCGCUCUGCAAACCCUCGCCCAGCUUGCCUUGUCUCAUUGGCGAUGAUGAUGAUGAGGAGCCGCCCAUCUGCCCGAUGCCCGUCAUCAAACCCUCAGCUAGUAGCGGCAGCGGCAGCAACAAUCGCCUGAACCCGGAUACACUCUCGCCGGCCCGCGAGAAGCCGCGCUUGAUAAGCCCCAUUCCCAAGACACCCACCAUAAGCCAGAGCAACAGCUCCAUGUUGUCCACGCAAUCGGCGGAAACGCCUGUGAGCAGCGGUGCGGCGCCUCUGGUUACCACGCCCACAUCCUCAACGGCUGUCGCGGCCGCAGCUUUGGAGUCCAAGUGUGCCGCAGAAAACAGCUCACCAACCAGCGCCGCCUUGAACAAAAAGAAGGAGAUCUUCAUACCCGGCUUUGAUGGUCAACUGGAUGACAAGAUUAGCGAGUCGGCGGUGCAAUCAAUUUCGGCAGAGUUCAACAAUGCACUGCUGGAUGCACUGGCCGAUGAGCCCAAGAUACCUGUGGCCUCGCCACCCGGUGCCAUCAAAGCACUCGACAAGCUGGAGGAUAGCAAAUCUCGUGUGACCAUCUCGCAGGAAGAGACGGAGAGCGCUGUUUCCGCGCUGCUGGGCGAAAGCUUUGGCACAUCCUCAACGGCGGAUUACUCGCUAGACGGCAUGGACGAUAUGACAGCCACGGUCACAGAAGUGGUUGUCGCCGAGCCCGACGAGGAGGCGGCACUCGCUGCCAAGGCCAUCGAGGCGGCUGUCGAAGAGGUCGCCCCUGAGCCCGAGCCCGAGCCUGAAUCGGUGCCCGUUGUGGUCUCCGUAGGCGUCGUGCUCGAUGCCGAAGAGGUGAACAAGGCGGUGCAGAGUCUGCGCAACGAGGACAUGGACAUCAAGGCGGACACGCCGCAAUCCGAACGCGAUCUGCAAAUCGACACAGACACCGAGGAGAACGCCGACGAGGCGGACAGCAGUGGACCCAGUCUCAAGAUCGACGAGACUGUCCCACAGCACAGCGGCUCCUCCGACAAGUCGGGCUCAAGUGCUGCCGACAAAUCGCCCGAGCUCGCUAGCGAGGCCAGCGCCAGGCCCAAACAGGCGUCCGAAACGCCGCAGCCCACAGUCAUUACCAAGCUGGCAGUUACUGUGCCUGCGACAGCAACAGUUGCAGCUACGCCUGCUCCAGCGCCUAAUGCCAGCAUCAGUAACACGGCCAAGUCCAAUCCACAGCAAAUGCUUAAGAUUGAGCCGCCGACCAUCAGUAAGCUGCAACAGCCGCUGGUGCAGCCGGUGCAAACGGUGCUGCCAGCACCUACAACAACAACAACAGCGGCUGCUGCAGCUGCAACAGCAACAGCUCGUCCUGCCACGCCCGUCAUCAAUUUGGAUCUGUCCAAUGUCAUGGCCAAUUGCUCCAGCACAACAAGCAGCAAUAGCUCCGCAUCGCUGUCCUUUGGCAGUCCCACUACCACACAAAAAACCAUGCCGCUGGCCUCCACGCCCAAACAGCAGACGCCAGCAACAGCCCAGCAGCAACAACAACAUCAGCCGUUGCCGCAGCGUACGCAAUCGCUCAUCAUGCAGCCGCCCACCAUAUCUAUACCGGAGCAAGCGCCGCAUUUUGUGGUGCCGCACUUGAUAUUGUCGCCUCAGCAGCAGCAACAUCAACAGCCCGGCGCCUAUUUAAUGCGCGCCCCCUCGCCGCAUAGUCCGCUGUUGUCGCCGGGACGCGGCACGCCCAAUCGCCAGCUAAGUCCAGCUACAAGGCCCAUAGUGCCUACACAGCAACAACUGCAACAGCAGCAGCAGCAACAACAACACCCGCUGUUAGCUUCGCCCACUGGCAACAUCAAUAUGAGUCCGAUGGCCAGUCCGACAGCGCGUGGAGUUGGAGCCACAACAACGUCGCCCACAACCAGCAGCAAAAUGCCUACGCCCAAUAGCUAUCUGCCACGCCCAGCGUUGCCGCAGCAGCAGCAACAACAGCAGCAGCAACAGGCUUCACCGAGCAUGUCCAAGUCUGUCAUUGAGCUGCAAUCGGGCGCAAAUGCUGCACAGAGUGCUCAGUUGAUGCCGCUGCCUUUGCAGAAGAUGCCGCCAUUGCCCGUGUCCCAUCAUCCGACAAUCAUCAGCAAGGUGGUCACCGUGCAGCCACAGCAGGCCAUACAAACUCAGGUGGCCAGCUCGCCGCCCAUGGGCAGUCUGCCGCCGCACAAGAAUCUGCAUGUGAACGCACAGCAACAACAUCAGCAACAGCAACAGCUCUCUCCGCAGAUGUUGUCCAAGAUGAACGCGCAUCAGCAGCAGCAGCAGCAACAGGUGCACAAGUACAUGCAUCAGCAUCUGGAACGCAAGCCGCAGCGACAACAACAUGUGCCACAGCAGCAUCAACAGUUGCAACAACAACAGCAACAACAACAGCAGCAGCAGGCACUUGCACAGCAGCAUAUGCAGCAGCAAAUGCAACAUCCACCCUUGUCGCCGGGUCAUCAUCACGCACAUGCCACACAGCAGCAACAGCAGCAUCAGGCACGGCAACAGCAAUAUCAAGCGCAACAGCAGCAGCAUCAGCACCAGCUGCAACAUCAAGCCCAACAGCAGCAAAUGCAACAGCAGCAGCAGCAACAGCCGAUAACGCACUUGACCCCGCCGCCGCCCAUGUUUGCACAGCAGCAGCAGCAGCAACAACACCAGCAACUGCCACGCAAUUUGCAACAGCAACAACAAGUGAGCCCAACAGGCCUCAAUCCGAGUGCACACAGCUCGCACAGUCCACAGGCACAGCAGCAACAACAACCGCAACAGCAGCAACAACAGCAGCCGCAUCCCGCUGCAAUUAUGGUGCGAGCACCAACACAACAGCAACAACAACAAUCGCUGAAUGUGAUACAGAACGCGCCGUCAGCACAGAAAAUCAUUGUGCAACAGCAAAUUGUGCCGGCACCGACCACAUCUAUACACUAUCCGCUGCCGCCCAAGGACACGACGACUGUGGUGGAGUCGCCAGUGUUGCCGCUAAAGACAUCCGAAAGCGUUUCUGUUAUACGCACUCCCACGCCCACCAUCAGCCUGGCGAGCUCACCGCAGGCGACAAAGGCAGCCGCUGCUGCUGCCGCCGCAGCCGCUUCACUGUUAACCGAGGAGAAUGUCAUCAAGAUCUCACAGCCCAAGCAGGAUGAGCUUAUCGAGCAGGACUCGAAGGAGGUGGACAGCGAUUAUUGGUCCGCCAAGGAGGUGAACAUUGACAGUGUCAUCAAGAAGCUCGAUCCGUCCACAGCAGCCGCUGCGAAGGAGGAUAACCAAAAUAAGCGAACGGCCACACAACAGCAGCCAGCAAUUGAUGUGCCCACGGCAGAGGCAACGCCAGCCUUGGCCAGUGAGCCGCCAUCUGCAGCAGCAGCAGCAUCAGCAACAGUUGCUGCCAGUGCUUUGGCCAAUGCCAGUUCUAAUGAUCACGACACCGAGGAUGAAACCGAGACGCGUCAGUUGAACAUCAAGUCCUUGAAGCAGCUCGGCCGACCGCCGAGCGCACGUGGUACAGGCGCCAAACGUGGACGUCAGCCACGCGGCGCCAAGGCCAAACAGGUUCCCGGACUGCCCCUGAAUCCCACCGAGCCGAGCCUGUUGCUUUCGCCGGGUGACAAUGGUGUGCACACACGACUGCGCAAGCCGGCCACGGCGCCAGUGACGCGUGGCCGCAAAGGCAGACCGCCGCGCAACUUGCUGCAGCAACAACAGCAGCUGCAACAGCAACAGCUGCAGCAGCAGCAUCAGCAGAAGGAGCUUGUCACGCCCACGCCCGCAGUUGUGCCCGUGCCUGUCCCCACAGCCGCUGAGAAGAAGGCACGGAAUCAGGCGUUGACACAAGCGAGCGGCUCCAGUCAGGAUAUUUACGAGUUCCAUGACGAUGUCGGCGAUACGGAGCCAAAGGUCAAGGUAACUGCAGUUACUAACACAGCAGCAGCAGCCGCAGAUGACACGCGACCGCGACUUAUACUAACAAUCAACAAGCUGAAGAACAGCAGCGAACUGGAGAGCCAAGCCGAGGUGCCACAUGUACAGACGCAGCAGCAGCAGCAACAACAACAACAGCAGCAGCAGGCGCAGCAACAGCAGACGCAGCAGCAGCUGGAGCACAACACGGACAGCUCGGAGUCUUGCAACACACGCAAGUCGCGGCGUCUGCAAGAGAAGGAGGAUCGCAGCACCGUGGAUGACAUUAUCGAAGAUGUUGUGCGCAAUACAAACACACAACAGCAGCAACAGCUGCAGCAACAAUUGCAACAACAGCAACAACAACAGUUGCCCAAGGGCGCACAAACGCCGCCGCGACGCUCCGGUCGCAAUGCGCAAGCCAAGAAAACGGAUGCGGCACAAACGCCAAAUGCCGUGGGCAGGCCUAGGCGUUCCAAGGAACGGAAGACCAUUUGUGAGCCGCCAGCUGGUGUGCAGGAGGAGGCGCAGCCACUGUUGCUGCCGCCACCUGCUGCAGCAGCGGUGCCUGCAGCUGUUGCUAUGGUUGAGACGCCAGCAACAAUGCAGCAGCAGCAACAGCAGCAACCACAACAACAGCCGCCAACGCCGCACAUUGCACAUGUCCCGGAGGUCAAGGAAACACCACCACCCCCGCCGCCACCUACAACAACAACAACAACACCACCAGCAGAGCCAUUGCAAGUGCCGCCUGUGGUCCUAACCAAACCAACGCCACAACAUCCCAAGAAGAAGGCGAUUGCCGCAGCCGAAAUCGAAUCAUAUCAGGCCAUCAACUCAUCCAUGCCGCCCAUGCAUCAGACAGCCGCACCGGCGGCCACGCAGAAGAUCACAGGGGGUGCCGCAGAUGCAGUUAGCAAGGCUUUAAUUGAUCCCGUCACGGGUGUCAUUACUGCGGGCAUGCCGCAGGGCAAGGAGGGCAAUUUGCCGGCCGCGAAUGCGGCGGCGCCCGCCAACAGCAGCAAUGAAACGGCGCCAAUGCAGCAGCAGCAGCAACAACAACAGCAGCAACAACUGCAAAUCAGCGGGACGGUCAUAGCACCUUCCACGCCUAUAACAACGCUGAGCAAGCCCGUGCAGCUGCAGGUGCAAGAGGCGGCGGCAACGUUGCUUAACAAGCCCGUCAGCGUGCUGGUUAAGAGCAAUCAGCAACAGCAGCAACAACAACAACAACAACAACAUGUGUUGGCCAACAAGCAGCCGCUGGUGCUGACAACUGUGCUUCAACACGCACAGCACACAACGGUGCGUCCGCCGCAACCGCUAAAAGCGCAUGUGCUGAAUCGCGAGAAGAACCUGCAGCAGCAGCAGCAACAACAUCCACAGUUGACGCCCAACAAACAGCAUCAACAUCAACAGCCGCCACAUCCGGGCCACAUGCUGCUCACUGAUGCUGCCGGCAAUCAACAGCUCCUGCAGCCAAAUCUCAUAGCGCGCCACAUGCUGGGCCAACAGCAGCAGCCGCAACAACAGCAGCAUCUGCUGGUCAACAUACCACCGCCAACAGCGCAUUCGCCGCACUCGCCGCGCAUCACAGCCGCACAGCACGGCCAGCAACAGCAGCAGCAACAGCCACCAAAUGCGCCACAACUGCAGCAGCAACAGCAGCAGACGCUGGUCAUCAAGCAGGCAACAGCCGCAGCGCCAACAGCGCAUCCGCAAAUACUGCAUGUGGUUAGCUCAAAGGCUUCGGUAUUGCCAACGCAGCAGCAACAACAACAACAACCGCCGCAGCAGCUGAGCAAACAGAACUUUAGCUAUGUGCAACAAACACCACAACAACAACAACAACAGCAGCAACCGCAACAGCUGUACAAACAGGCUGUGCAGCAGAAGAGCGCACAGCCGGUGCAGUUGCCGCCGCAUAAUCUCUUGUUGCCGGCACACUCGGCGCUGUUGUUGCAGCCAAAGCCAGCGGCUCAUUUGCAACCGCAGCAGCAUCAGUUGACACCAUCACCGCCACCAGGCAAGCCCAAUCCUGUGGUGCACAGCCUGCAAGCGGUGGGUCAAUUGUUGCCCGGCAGCAUUGGCAGUCCGCCGCCAAUGAAACCAGGACAACAGCAGCAAGCUAAUACAGCUGCAGUUCUGCGCACCGCCAUACCGAACAUCAGUCCACAGGGACAGCCGCGUGUCUCGCCGUUGGUGCUGCCACCGGGCAUAGCCGGCGUGCCGCCCUUCGAUACCAGCAUGCAUGACCUGGGCGCCUAUGUCAGCGGUCGGCGUACACAGAGCCCGCCGCCAGCGCAUCAGCAGGCAUCGCCCAUAACACCGAAUGAUACCGCGUAUCGGGCCGCAAUGCUCUAUCAACACCACAUGAUGCGCAGCGGUGACUAUGACGACAAGAUGAUUAGCAGCAGUCCGCCAUUGGAGCUGCGUCGUCCGGGCAGUGGACCGCCGCGCACCAUUGCCGUGCCGCACAGCCUGCAGAGUCCACAGGAUCGCACUGCAGCGGACUCGCCGCAGAUGGCUCAGGUGUAUGUGCACAAUGCGCGCAUACCGCACGCUCACUUCAGCGAGAUGGCCACACGUGGCGGUUACUACGAGAGUGCCGGCAUGCAGCUGGAGCCGCCGCCGGCGCACCGUGCGGCAGCUUCGAUAAGUGUUGUGGUGCCACCACCGCCGACAGUUGCCAGCGGCAGUCCGUACAUCAGCGGCGGCGCUUCAGUGUCUGUCUCCGUGCAGCCGGGACCGCAUAGCCUACAUCCCAGCCAGGCCAAGCUCUUGGAGCGCGAACGUGAGAACGAACGGCUAUCCAUAGUAGCAGCAGUUGCCAAGCAACAGCAGGAGCAUUUGAGCGCGUCUGUAAUGCACGGCGGCAUGGAGCUGACCACACAGCAGCCGCAGCCCCAGCCGGGGCCACCACCACCCGCCGCAAUGCCACCACCGCCGGGCGACUCGCUCGUCACAUUGCUGCAACGCUAUCCGGUCAUGUGGCAGGGUCUGUUGGCACUGAAGACCGAUCAGGCGGCCGUUCAGAUGCACUUUGUGCAUGGCAACCCGAAUGUGGCGCGUGCCUCGCUGCCCAGCAUGGUGGAGAGUGCCACACCACAACUGCGAAUUGCGCAGCGCAUGCGUCUCGAGCAGACGCAGCUGGAGGGUGUUGCCAAAAAGAUGCAGGUGGACAAGGAGCACUGCAUGCUGCUGGCGCUGCCAUGCGGACGCGAUCAUGCGGACGUGCUGCAGCAUUCGCGUAAUCUGCAGACCGGAUUCAUAACCUAUCUGCAGCAGAAGAUGGCCGCUGGCAUUGUGAAUAUACCCAUGCCGGGCAGCGAUCAGGCUGCGUAUGUGGUGCACAUAUUUCCCGCGUGCGAUUUCGCCAAUGAGAAUCUGGAGCGUGCUGCGCCCGAUCUCAAGAACCGUGUUGCCGAGCUGGCGCACCUAUUGAUUGUCAUUGCCACCGUCUAAUCGAAUUGCAGGCGGUUGGUUUUAACCAGAUCUACAUAAAAAAACAUACAAAUAUGAAAAUUAAAAAAACACCGACUAUGUCUCCUCUAUAGAAAAAAACUGCAAGAACAACCACAACAAGAACAUCAAGAACAACUGAAACAAACACAUGUAAAGU
Drosophila novamexicana is the source of this 17587-nucleotide messenger RNA. It is a transcript of the gene spen, whose product is annotated as protein split ends. The coding region runs from base 592 to 17430 and encodes 5612 amino acids. The record is from RefSeq and is a predicted model, not a curated record. Gene Ontology annotation, cellular component: nucleus. Lineage: Eukaryota; Metazoa; Arthropoda; Insecta; Diptera; Drosophilidae. The transcript has 21 exons. Gene Ontology annotation, molecular function: mRNA binding. Gene Ontology annotation, biological process: regulation of transcription by RNA polymerase II.